AUGAAGACAGCUUUAGGCGUAGUCAAAAUGAAAAUGGAACCAAUUUAUGGAGACGAUCCGUCAGAACCGGUGGGAGUGUCUACCUUGUGUGCUAAAUGUGAGUGCACAAUUGCAGAUAGGUAUAUUAUGCGUGUAUCCGGUCGAUCUUACCACGAACGGUGCCUUAAAUGCACGACAUGUGCCUUGAAGCUAGAUCGGUCAUGUUUUGUGUGGAACGCAAAACUAUACUGCCGUCAGGAUUACGACAAGUGCGUAUACCGUAGUUGUGGCAGUUGUGGUGAUCAUAUCGCUGCUGGUGAAUUGGUAAUGCGAGCAGGCGAGUGCGUUUUCCAUGAACAGUGUUUUGUUUGUGUAGUGUGUGGUACACGUCUAUGCACCGGUGAUCAGUAUGUAAUCAAGCACUCUCAACUAUUUUGUCGUCCAGAUUAUGAGAAAGAGGUGAACAUGAUGCGAGACGAAAUCAACCGAAACACAGGAGAUUGGAGUUAUAACCACGAUGGUCGGCGUGGACCCAAACGUCCCAGAACGAUACUCACUACCCAACAACGGAGGGCGUUUAAAGCAUCAUUUGAACUAAGUCCAAAACCGUGUCGAAAAGUUAGAGAAGGUCUAGCUCACGAUACUGGCUUAAGUGUUCGCAUUGUCCAGGUUUGGUUUCAAAAUCAAAGAGCAAAAAUGAAAAAGAUCCAAAAAAAAGCAAAACUUAAUAGCAACAGUUUAGUUGCCACAUCCAAUAAUACUAAUGGAAAUAAUAUUUGUAGUGGAGCUGAAAGUGGUAAUUCGUGUAGUUCGAGUGGACUUCUACAAUCAGCUAUAAAAGACGAACAAUACAAUGGUGGAUCCGAAAGAUUCGAAACGACUCAACAACAAGAAUCCCACCGACAACCUCAGCAACAAAUACAUGAGCCUUUUCAAAUACGACACCAAUCUGCUGCAGUUGUAAAACAAGAUUCCAUGCCAUCGUUUUUACAACAACAGUCUUUUGGUAUAUUUGGUCAAGACUUGAACAACCGCCAAGAACCAAAUUACUUAACAUCAGAUAUUAUGAUACCUAAGCACAUUUAUGGCGGUUUCGUUUCACAGGAGACCGUUAUCCGAUGUGGUUCAAAUCCUAUCGAUCGGUUGUACUCAAUGCAAGCGUCAUAUUUUUGUAACAAUAUAUCUGACGACGCCAGUUCAUUACAGCUAGACGAUCACCAAUAA
Messenger RNA from Macrosiphum euphorbiae (potato aphid), 1203 nucleotides. The record is from the annotation of a GenBank genome assembly. Lineage: Eukaryota; Metazoa; Arthropoda; Insecta; Hemiptera; Aphididae.